This is a messenger RNA of Misgurnus anguillicaudatus (oriental weatherfish), 10928 nucleotides long. RefSeq names its product immunoglobulin-like domain-containing receptor 2 (gene ildr2a). The record is from RefSeq and is a predicted model, not a curated record. Gene Ontology annotation, biological process: pancreas development. NCBI's taxonomy places the organism in Eukaryota, Metazoa, Chordata, Actinopteri, Cypriniformes, Cobitidae. Gene Ontology annotation, cellular component: membrane.
CGAGUUGAAGGCGGAUCUUCAAUCCCGUCCCGUUAGUUACGCACUGACCGACUGAAGAGACUGAACAUGAAGGAGAAAACACGAGAAAAACACCACAAAACUCAAGGAUUUCCACUCAUCUCACUCUUUACAAGCUGGAUUUCACUCGUGGCUUUCACAGAGGUGUCGCUGUGUGACGCCGUGCAGGUCUCCGUACGUGAUGAGCGGCGCUUUGCGAUGUUGUUUCAGUCUGUGGUUUUACCGUGUCAAUACACCAGCGUCUCUACGCAGACUCCGGUGGUCCAGUGGUGGUACAAGUCAUACUGCCGUGAUCGCACCCGUGACGUCUUCCGCUUCCCUGACACACUGACGGUCCAGGGCUCAGAGUUGGGGUCUUCGGUUUACCUCGACUGCGGGGACACCGGGCGGACGGUCCGCAUCGUUGCAUCUGGACAGGGGUCGUCCAUCACCCUCGCUGAGUACUACAAGGGCAGAGACAUCGCCAUCAUUAACAAGGCUGACCUACGCAUUGGUGAGCUGCAGUGGGGUGACAGUGGUAUUUAUUACUGUAAGGUUGUCAUCUCUGAUGAUCUGGAGGGCCAGAAUGAAGCUCAUGUGGAACUGCUUGUGUUAGGUCAGACACGUAUGGCCGAUGAUCUUCUACCUGGGUUUAAUGUGGAGAUUAUUCCAGAGUGGGUGUUUGUGUGUGUUGUAGUAGUGGGCAGUAUUCUCUUCAUUCUGCUGGUGGGUGUGUGUUGGUGUCAGUGUUGCCCUCAUUCCUGUUGCUGUUACGUGAGAUGUUGCUGCUGUCCUGAGACCUGUUGCUGCCCACGACACUUGUACGAAGCAGGUAAAGGAAUCAAACUGGCACCAUCUACGGCAUUGCCAGCGUACCCUACAUACUACAUACCUGGGAUGCCGACCAUGCUGCCCAUAGCACCACCGUCCCUCAUUGACCCUAACCUGACAACAGCACCAUCCGUACAGACCAACAGCACAACAGGACGCAGUGGUUUUCAUCCGCAGCCCUCGUCAGAUCAAAACUCUCUCAAGGUGCUGCAGUAUGUGGAAAAGCAACUCGCUGAAUUCAACCCGUCAUCACCGAAACACAGCAGCAGUCGAGACACUUGCAGUUUGUCUGAACUGAGUUCAUUACAUGAUGCAGAAACCGAGUUUAAUCAAACCUACCGACAAGUCCAAAAAAAAGCUCUACCGGCCAUCCCUGACCUCGAUGAUCCGCCUGACCUCCCAACUUCAGAUUUAUUGAAUCUACACGAGGGAAGAUACGCACGCCAGCCACAGCGUAGACUCCGGGAGUUAGACGACAAUCCCAGGUGGAACCCACGCUCAGAACACUUGAAGAGAAAAGCUUUCCUAGAACGAGGACGCACGGGAUCGCUGGAUGAGCUCGAGGAGUUCGCCAUGACGUAUAUGCAACGAGGACGUCGUCACGGGGACUCGGCAUUCAGGGAUGAAAACUACAGAGCGCAGGAGCGAGAAAGAGAACUCGAUCGUAAUCCGUUUUAUUGCUCCAAACGGCACUCUCCGAAGGACUGUUCAGUGAGAAGACCACCAAGUCCCCCACCCCUACCUGGAAAAAGGCGUGGCACUCGGGAUUCUGAACAACCAGAUCGAGAUCAACGAGAUCGGGAUCAGGACGGGAGGCGAGACUAUGAUGAUGCUCUUCUCAACAGUUUCUUUGAGCAUAAAGGUGAGAACGUUUUUUCAAAAGCAGGAAGGACUGAGGAAGGUUCAGACACGCUUUCUAAAAACAGUUCCAAAAAGAGUCACGAGCGUUCAAACGGCAGGUCUCCAAGCAACCGGUUACCUCGCCACAAGACGGCAGAGGACACCGAAUCCUUGCCCCCCUACACGGAGAAAGAGCAUUCCUGUGGAGUAGAGUCCGGACAACGACCUUUAAACUACACGCGAUCCAGUCACGGCUCUUCACCAGGACGACAGGAGGAACAGAACCGCCCUCGUAAAGUGACGCUUCACCAGCUGACUGUUGCUCCUCUCACUGCCGGUCCAGACUAAUCUGAUCUGAUCUAAUCUGAUCUGAUCUAAUCUGAUCUAAACUCUAAUGUUAAGAAGCGUAUAUAUCACUUGAUGGUCUGCUCGGUCUCUGGACUCAUCUGGACUCUUCUGUCCUGUCUUUAAACAGAGCACGCUUCUGACCAGAGACUUGCUUAUAGUCUGAUGUCCUGAGACACGCUUUCACCACACACGCCUUCUCUGAACACGCAAUCCUGCGGACCCACAAACACUAACGACAGCUUGUGCUUUACCGAUGAGUUUGUAGGGUUUCACUCCAUCGAUUGAAGUCCCAAAAAAGAAGUAAACACAGAUUUUGAGUGAUCUUCAAAUGAAAAUGUUUUAAGCGCUACUGUGUAUCUGAAUGUGGUUUAAGUAAAUAUUCUUUCAUCACCAACAGAAUGAGUAUAUUCAAAAUGUUUAGCUGGUAAACUUUAGUGUACACUAAUACAUCUGAGAUAGUACAGCAUACUGUAUUUGGACAGUUGAGUCUAAUAAUGUAAAUAAAUGGAUUUGUGUUCUAUGAAUAUAUUUACCAGACAGUAUUUAAUGAUGUUUACAUGGUCUGUAUUAUUAUUAUUAUUAUUAUAUAAGCUUAUUGCUGUAUAAUGAGCACUGAGAUGUUUUGUUCCAAUGCAGAGGUUUGACUGGACUGUGCCGAGCACACACGGUCCAUUAUAAACACACAGAGAGAGAGAGAGAGAGAGAGAGAAAUGUCAAACUUUGAUUCAUUUAUAUCCAUUUAUUCACAUUUAUGCAUAACACUUCUGUGAAAAUUACAUUUUGUUUUUGAAAGGUUACUACAGGUGUGUUAAAACAAACAAGUAAUUUACUUAACUAGCAGCUUUAUUUUAUUUCCACUCUACAUUUGAUUGAUGUUUAUUACGGUAACUAGCAGUAAGUGAGAUUCUGUGCUUUCAAAAACAGAAAAUAAGAUCAAAUGCUAUUAAAACAACAUUUGGAGCUCGUGAUCUGCUAGCUUUAUGUAUUAUUUGUGUGUUAUUCUGCCAUAUCGUUUUAUCAGUAUUAUAAAAAGCCAAUCUUUAAAAGUCCCGGUAAAGUCAUUUUAGAGAAUUGUUUCUAAACACAUCAUAAAUGUUAGAAGACCUUACAAAGACUGUGUAGUAGCCUACUGAAUUGUGGAGUUAAACCGUUUUCAUCAUUUCUGAGUUCAGGAUUAUUUGAGAGGAUGGCCCAUUGAUCUUUAUAAAUGACUGGAUUGCGCAUGACGUCACAAUUGUGAAGCCACCGCGCCGCCAUAUUGGUAUACACAAACAAACAUUCUAUUAAAUCAAUGGACGUUAUCAGAAUUUAAUGAUAAAACAUCACUUUACUAGUCUCUGUUUUUAUAUCUGAAGUCUCCCUUGGGUGGCCAUUCGUGCCAGUUCCACCGGACACGUCCCGAACAUGUUUUCGGGUUCGUUCUCCGGAAGUCGCGCUGGUCGACCGUAGGGCUGAAACGAUUCAUCGAGUUACUCGAUUUACUCAAUUCAAAAAAUUCCUCGAGGCAAAAAUUCUGCCUCGAAGCCUCGUUAAAUUCCUAUGACGCACACUACACGCGCCGAGAUCUGAUUCACACGGACCGUUGUUCAAUGUUCAGGAAGCACAUCAUAGCGCGUGGUACAUUUUGAAUUAAGUUGCCGCGAUGGCGGAGCGAAUAUGUCCAUAAACGGCAGAAAGAGAAUGUUUAAAGUUUGGGAUCAUUACAUUAUCAUUACAUUCAGCAUCUGAACCGAAAACAUCCACUGCUGUUUCACCAAGCGUCGAUGAAACAAGGUAACAGCUUUCGCUGAUUUUAAUCCCAUACUGUAUUUGUAGCGAUGUCGUUAUGCGGUUUGACUAGAUAUGAUGUUUAGCUUUGAUGUUUUCGUAUUCACGUUCAAUUGCUUAAAAAAGAACCUCUUCACAAACACGCAUGCACUUUACAGGUGUGUGUACCAAAAAACGGCACCACAGUGCAAUCAUAUAUGGGCAACUUGUAAUCUGACAUAUUUUGUUCAAUAAUAAUAAUCUCUGUCUUAUUGGAGUUUAGCAAAAGGAAGUUAUUCUCUCUCACGCGAGUCAGACCGAUCGCGCAAUGCAUCACAUAUGCUUAAACUUUUAUGUAGCCACGCAACAAUAAUUUCAGCAUGCAUUCACUGUAUACAGCGGGACGUGAUGUCGUAACGCGUUUUUUUUCCGAACGGAUUCUUAACCUAAAAUGCACCGCAAUGCAAGUGAUGCACCAAAUGCAGCAUUCUAUUGAAAAGUAAUGUAUGUAUUUCUGCAGUACCAAAAUGCAAUGAAGCAACUGAACGUCUGACUGGGGUGUCACUCUUCCUCAAGCACAGCACGCGUGCACACAGAAACACAGGUGCACGUGCGCGCGCACACACACAGGUUGUUACCAUAGCAAAUAGGCUCACCCCAGAAAUGAUAUAUUACAUGUUAGUAGCCUAAUGGUAAAUGCUGCAGGUGUAGAAAUGUACAUAAACCAGAUAUUUACUUUGAUGUCAGUGCUAGAUUACAGCAUGAAACCUGUUGUGCAUAUUAAUAAAUUAAAGUGCUUAAUUGUUGGCACUGGCAUUUAUUAACUUUGAAAUUAAUAGGCUUAUUUUUUGGAGCCAAAUACCUGUUUUUUUAGAAAUAAAAGCCAAAUGCUUGAACAUUUUACAGCCACGUCAUUUUCGUUAUGCAUUAUUUGUUUUGGUUGUUUAAAAACACAAACAAAAUUUUUAUCCGAUUACUCGAUUAAUCGAUCGAUUCAGUGCUAGAUUAAUCGAUUACAAAAAGAAUCGAUAGCUGCAGCCCUAGUAGGGCUGAAACGAUUCAUCGAGUUACUCGAUUUACUCGAUUCAAAAAAUCCCUCGAGGCAAAAAUUCUGCCUCGAAGCCUCGUUAAAUUCCUAUGACGCGCACUACACGCGCCGAGAUCUGAUUCACACGGACCGUUGUUCAAUGUUCAGGAAGCACAUCAUAGCGCGUGGUACAUUUUGAAUUUAGUUGGCGCGAUGGCGGAGCGAAUAUGUCCAUAAACGGCAGAGAGAGACUGUCUAAAGUUUGGGAUCAUUACAUUAUCAUUACAUUCAGCAUCUGAACCGAAAACAUCAACCGCUGUUACACCAAGCGUCGAUGAAACAAGGUAACGUAGCUUCCGCUGAUUUUAAUCCCAUACUGUAUUUGUAGCAAUGUCGUUAUGCGGUUUGACUAGAUAUGAUGUUUAGCGUUUAUGUUUUUAAGUAGUAAACGUAAAAACGUUCAAUUGCAGGAGAGUAUAUAGCUUUAAAUAGAACCCCUUCACACACGCAUGCACUUUACAGGUGUGUGUACCAAAAAACGGCACCACAGUGCAAUCAUAUAUGGGCAACUUGUAAUCUGACAUAUUUUGUUCAAUAAUAAUAAUCUCUGUCUUAUUGGAGUUUAGCAAAAGGAAGUUAUUCUCUCUCACGCGAGUCAGACCGAUCGCGCAAUGCAUCACAUAUGCUUAAACUUUUAUGUAGCCACGCAACAAUAAUUUCAGCAUGCAUUCACUGUAUACAGCGGGACGUGAUGUCGUAACGCGUUUUUUUUCCGAACGGAUUCUUAACCUAAAAUGCACCGCAAUGCAAGUGAUGCACCAAAUGCAGCAUUCUAUUGAAAAGUAAUGUAUGUAUUUCUGCAGUACCAAAAUGCAAUGAAGCAACUGAACGUCUGACUGGGGUGUCACUCUUCCUCAAGCACAGCACGCGUGCACACAGAAACACAGGUGCACGUGCGCGCGCACACACACAGGUUGUUACCAUAGCAAAUAGGCUCACCCCAGAAAUGAUAUAUUACAUGUUAGUAGCCUAAUGGUAAAUGCUGCAGGUGUAGAAAUGUACAUAAACCAGAUAUUUACUUUGAUGUCAGUGCUAGAUUACAGCAUGAAACCUGUUGUGCAUAUUAAUAAAUUAAAGUGCUUAAUUGUUGGCACUGGCACUUAUAAACUUUGAAAUUAAUAGGCUUAUUUUUUGGAGCCAAAUACCUGUUUUUUUAGAAAUAAAAGCCAAAUGCUUGAACAUUUUACAGCCACGUCAUUUUCGUUAUGCAUUAUUUGUUUUGGUUGUUUAAAAACACAAACAAAAUUUUUAUCCGAUUACUCGAUUAAUCGAUCGAUUCAGUGCUAGAUUAAUCGAUUACAAAAAGAAUCGAUAGCUGCAGCCCUAGUAGGGCUGAAACGAUUCAUCGAGUUACUCGAUUUACUCGAUUCAAAAAAUCCCUCGAGGCAAAAAUUCUGCCUCGAAGCCUCGUUAAAUUCCUAUGACGCGCACUACACGCGCCGAGAUCUGAUUCACACGGACCGUUGUUCAAUGUUCAGGAAGCACAUCAUAGCGCGUGGUACAUUUUGAAUUUAGUUGGCGCGAUGGCGGAGCGAAUAUGUCCAUAAACGGCAGAGAGAGACUGUCUAAAGUUUGGGAUCAUUACAUUAUCAUUACAUUCAGCAUCUGAACCGAAAACAUCAACCGCUGUUACACCAAGCGUCGAUGAAACAAGGUAACGUAGCUUCCGCUGAUUUUAAUCCCAUACUGUAUUUGUAGCAAUGUCGUUAUGCGGUUUGACUAGAUAUGAUGUUUAGCGUUUAUGUUUUUAAGUAGUAAACGUAAAAACGUUCAAUUGCAGGAGAGUAUAUAGCUUUAAAUAGAACCCCUUCACACACGCAUGCACUUUACAGGUGUGUGUACCAAAAAACGGCACCACAGUGCAAUCAUAUAUGGGCAACUUGUAAUCUGACAUAUUUUGUUCAAUAAUAAUAAUCUCUGUCUUAUUGGAGUUUAGCAAAAGGAAGUUAUUCUCUCUCACGCGAGUCAGACCGAUCGCGCAAUGCAUCACAUAUGCUUAAACUUUUAUGUAGCCACGCAACAAUAAUUUCAGCAUGCAUUCACUGUAUACAGCGGGACGUGAUGUCGUAACGCGUUUUUUUUUCCGAACGGAUUCUUAACCUAAAAUGCACCGCAAUGCAAGUGAUGCACCAAAUGCAGCAUUCUAUUGAAAAGUAAUGUAUGUAUUUCUGCAGUACCAAAAUGCAAUGAAGCAACUGAACGUCUGACUGGGGUGUCACUCUUCCUCAAGCACAGCACGCGUGCACACAGAAACACAGGUGCACGUGCGCGCGCACACACACAGGUUGUUACCAUAGCAAAUAGGCUCACCCCAGAAAUGAUAUAUUACAUGUUAGUAGCCUAAUGGUAAAUGCUGCAGGUGUAGAAAUGUACAUAAACCAGAUAUUUACUUUGAUGUCAGUGCUAGAUUACAGCAUGAAACCUGUUGUGCAUAUUAAUAAAUUAAAGUGCUUAAUUGUUGGCACUGGCACUUAUAAACUUUGAAAUUAAUAGGCUUAUUUUUUGGAGCCAAAUACCUGUUUUUUUAGAAAUAAAAGCCAAAUGCUUGAACAUUUUACAGCCACGUCAUUUUCGUUAUGCAUUAUUUGUUUUGGUUGUUUAAAAACACAAACAAAAUUUUUAUCCGAUUACUCGAUUAAUCGAUCGAUUCAGUGCUAGAUUAAUCGAUUACAAAAAGAAUCGAUAGCUGCAGCCCUAGUAGGGCUGAAACGAUUCAUCGAGUUACUCGAUUUACUCGAUUCAAAAAAUCCCUCGAGGCAAAAAUUCUGCCUCGAAGCCUCGUUAAAUUCCUAUGACGCGCACUACACGCGCCGAGAUCUGAUUCACACGGACCGUUGUUCAAUGUUCAGGAAGCACAUCAUAGCGCGUGGUACAUUUUGAAUUUAGUUGGCGCGAUGGCGGAGCGAAUAUGUCCAUAAACGGCAGAGAGAGACUGUCUAAAGUUUGGGAUCAUUACAUUCAGCAUCUGAACCGAAAACAUCAACCGCUGUUACACCAAGCGUCGAUGAAACAAGGUAACGUAGCUUCCGCUGAUUUUAAUCCCAUACUGUAUUUGUAGCAAUGUCGUUAUGCGGUUUGACUAGAUAUGAUGUUUAGCGUUUAUGUUUUUAAGUAGUAAACGUAAAAACGUUCAAUUGCAGGAGAGUAUAUAGCUUUAAAUAGAACCCCUUCACACACGCAUGCACUUUACAGGUGUGUGUACCAAAAAACGGCACCACAGUGCAAUCAUAUAUGGGCAACUUGUAAUCUGACAUAUUUUGUUCAAUAAUAAUAAUCUUUGUCUUAUUGGAGUUUAGCAUAAGUUAUUCUCUCUCACGCGAGUCAGACCGAUCGCGCAAUGCAUCACAUAUGCUUAAACUUUUAUGUUAGCCUGACUACGUCAGACUUCGUACUUCCGCUAAAUUUCAUUACGCUUCUGUACUCAGUCUGAGAUACCUCCCAUUCAAACCGUUUUCCACCGGUCUCAAAACGACCGUCCAAUCAACGAACAGAGGGCGGGCUGAGAGCCGUGACGUAGACGCUAAACGCCGAAUCACGGUUGAAGUCUGUUGAGGACAUGGAGACACAGAAAGCUCUGUUGUGGAGAACCGGCACUUGCCAACUUAAACCCGAACAAGAAAAGUGUUUGUUAAACAUUUGAAUGGAGAUUAUGUUGUUGCCCUACUCCCGACAAGUUUUUGGAAAAGUUUAAUUUAUCAACUUUACCGAUCGUCAGCGAGAAACUGUGUGCAGCACAGCUUGACGUGCACAACGAUCGAGAAAUCAUGGAAGGGCAUUAUAUUGUUCACAGUUAAUGGUGGAGGACGCGUGGGCAAACGUGACAUUCCUGAUUAACCAGAAAAUAAGGUAGGGAGAUUUAAUUUACAUAUGGUUAUGGAAGAGUUUGAGAGGAGAGAGGGGCGUUCCUCCCGUUAGACGUGAGUGGAAAGCCACCGUAAGGAUAGUGUUCAACUAGCUCUGGCCCGAUUUACUUUACAUAAUCUGCAAAAGUCGUUCAUAGCCAUGUUAACUCUGGUAUUUCGCUCGAUGGGUUUGUUUUCACAUCAUACGUGUAUUUUACAGCAGAGAUUCGAUGCGGCUGAUCCGGCGCAUAAAGCACAUCAUAUCCAAAUGUUAUGUGUGAUUGGCUUACGUUUAGACCAAUGAUUUUAAACUUCAGACAAGCCCCUCCCACGAGAAGGAAAACGAUUGUCAAUUAUGCCCAGCCAGACUCUGUCUAUGAAGCGAAGCAAAAUAGCAGAGGAUGGUAUUACCAGGUUACUUUUAUGUAGCCACGCAACAAUAAUUUCAGCAUGCAUUCACUGUAUACAGCGGGACGUGAUGUUGUGAUUUUUCAAACGGAUUCUUAACCUAAAAUGCACCGCAAUGCAAGUGAUGCAAACCAAAUGCAGCGUUCUAUUGCAAUGAAGCAACUGGUCUGACUGGGGUAUCACUCUUCUUCCUCAUGCACAGAAGAACGCGUGCACACAUACAAACACAGGUGUCACGUGCGCGGACACACACAGGUUGUUACCAUAGCAAAAAGGGUCACCCCAGAAAUGAUAUAUUAUAUGUUAGUAGCCUAAUGGUAAAUGCUGCAGGUGUAGAAAUGUACAUAAACCAGAUAUUUACUUUGAUGUCAGGGCUAGAUUACAGCAUGAAACCUGUUGUGCAUAUUAAUAAAUUAAAGUGUUUAAUUGUUGGCACUGGCACUUAUAAACAAUAAAUGGGUAAAAUUGAAAUAAAUAGGCUUAUUGUUUGGAGCCAAAUACCUCUGUUUUUUUAAGAAAUAAAAGCCAAAUGCUUGAACAUUUUACAGCCAAGUCAUUUUCGUGAUGCAUUAUUUGUUUUGGUUGUUUAAAAACACACACAAAAUUUUAUCCGAUUACUCGAUUAAUCAAUCGAUUCAGUGCUAGAUUAAUCGAUUACAAAAAGAAUCGAUAGCUGCAGCCCUAGACGUAUGCCGUCGAGCAAGGCGACUUCUGGAGAACAAACCCGAAAACAUGUUCGGGACGUGUCCGGCGGAACUGGCACGAAUGGCCACCCUAAGUCUCCCUGUAUUACAACGCAAACGUCCUAAGCAUGUACAUAGUUAUUUACUGAAAUUUGUACAUUUUGCUUUUUAAACAGUAAGUUACUCUACAUUCAUCUUCAUUACAGUAUCAGCGGACAGACCGCACCGCAGCAUAUUUAGUAUUAAUGAAAAUGCGCUGGCUUCAUUGAUUACGUUAAGCGUUCUAUGCGCAAUCCAGUCGUUUGUGCAGAUCAGUGGGAUGUCCUCGCCCCAAACACAAUCACAAACAUACAUUCAGAUUGUAGUUGAAAGAGGUGGCAGCUUUCCUGUAAGUGGGUGUGGUUUCAGCAGAGGACACGCCCCCAGUGUUUGAGAGCAGAGAAUCUUGCACAGAUUUAUAUCAAUAUUUUUUAUUUCAUCAUUUAAACUUUUGUUUGGGUGCUUAAUAACACAUUUUUUUCUGUGGUGUGACACACUGAGAACAUAUCAGACUUUAAUUUAAUAAUUGCUUUAGUUACUGUAAAUCAUUUACAGUUAACAACACUCUACACACAGACACACACGCGCACACACACACACACACAGUUUGUGUUUACACAUAGAGUAUUGAAUAAAGUGUAAGACAGUGUAGUUUUAGUCGUGAAAAGCAGCCUGAUGUCCACAUGAUGGAGCUGAAGUGAAUGCUGGAUAAAUGUUGAUCUUUCUCUUUAUGGUACCUGCUGUCAAAAGCUUAUUGAGAGAAAUGAAGCAGCGGUCACUGGAUGAUGAUGAUGUCAUCAAGCGUCACAUGUUAUUGGGUGUUAGUCUGUGUUAACCGGUUUGUGUGUUUGGUUCUGUAGGAGAUCAGAUCCUUUAUCUUUUACUCUUAAAUGUGUGUUGUUGCUCUUAAACUUUAAACGAUUGAAUCCCAAAACUUGAGAAAAUCAUUUAACUGCAGUUUGUUUAUGAGGAUUGAAAAUCUUUUUAUUUAACUUUGUUUACACUUAUGUUUACUUCAUUAUUGUUGAUUUAUUUGUAUAUAAGUUUGAUCCAAGCACAUGUCUUAACUGUAUCAUUAACUUAAUAAAGAACAAAACAAUUAAAUGA